Messenger RNA from Stegastes partitus (bicolor damselfish), 5028 nucleotides. It is a transcript of the gene cbx7b, whose product is annotated as chromobox homolog 7b. The transcript is spliced from 6 exons. Lineage: Eukaryota; Metazoa; Chordata; Actinopteri; Pomacentridae. Gene Ontology annotation, biological process: negative regulation of transcription by RNA polymerase II. The record is from RefSeq and is a predicted model, not a curated record. The coding region runs from base 129 to 932 and encodes 267 amino acids. Gene Ontology annotation, cellular component: PRC1 complex.
GGAAAACGCGGCGGCUGAGCGGGGAAGCGGACGGAGCGAGGCGCCGCUGUCAGCAGCAGUUACCGUUAGCUUACUUUGUGGAGCAGAAGGACGCUACUUUGACAGUUGAAGCCGCGGACGGCGCACAGAUGGAGCUGUCGGCGAUUGGAGAGCAAGUGUUCGCCGUGGAAUCAAUCGUGAAGAAAAGAGUUCGGAAGGGGAACGUGGAGUAUCUGCUGAAAUGGAAAGGAUGGCCUCCAAAGUACAGCACCUGGGAGCCUGAGGAACACAUCCUGGACCAGCGCUUGGUGCAGGCCUUCGAAGAGAAAGAACAGAAGGACCGAACUCUGGGUCACAGGAAGAAAGGAUCCAAAUCCAAACGACUCCUUCUAGAGAACACCGUCUACACCAUGGAUCUCCGCAGCGCUCACAAGACUCCAGAGAAACCUCCGCCUCGCCUGCGACUCUCUCUGACUCGCUCUCUGGUCCCUGAGGACGAGGAUCAGCCGUACGAUGACUGCAGGCAGGGCCCAGGACCACAUCUGGCACAUCGAAAAAGCAAACAGAGGAGGUCGCAGUUCAGAUGCCUUAACUCCAACCCUCCAAGUCCUACACAGGAGGACUGGGAAGGGUGGGAAGAGGAAGAGGAAGAGGAGGAGGUGGAGAACAAUGUGGAAGAUGAUGAGGACAGAGAAGAGAAAGAGGAGGCUCAAAAGGAGACGGCAACGAAGAGAGACAGCAUUUUACAUGGGCAGGAGAGGACAGGCGACUGGAGCUCCGCCACCCGACCGGUCGAGGUUACUGCAGCAGAGAAGCCAGACGACGUCUGGAGGCCCGUCAUCCGUCCAGGAGAGGUGACGGUCACGGACGUCACCCUCAACUCCCUCACGGUUACUUUCAAAGAGUCAAGAGUCGCCAAAGGCUUCUUCAGAGACUUGGGCCUGGAGGUGUGAAUGCACUGCAGUGGGAGCAGGCUGGCAGUGAAGGCACCGUGAGAGGGAGGCAGAGGCACUGACUUAAUCACAGUGUGCGAACGGUGGUCGAGGGUUUGGUGUUUUCACUCCUUUUUUUCACCCUCCCUCUCUGCUCCUCCAUUGCCAGCUGCCUCCAGCCUGGUGAGUGGUACGUUUACAUGCACAGAGUCACCUGAAUAUGAACUUUAUUUAGAAAUGGUACUUAAUACCUACAGCAAGUUGUCACUUCUCAUGGCGACCAAAGAAAACGGAAAAAGGUGGGCAGCCGGCUGCAAUUAGUUCAAACAGCAUUUCCUCCUCAGAAAGAAAUUAGUUUGGUAAUAGUUCCAACUGAAACAUCCGGUGAAGAAAUAAUACUGUUUAUCACAGCACUAAAUCUGGGACAAAUCUGUUUUGGCUCGUUUCAUAUGUAAAACAAAAUGUGCAACCCAAGUAUUGAGGCACAGUCACAAAAGUGGAAGAACAAAUGUGAAGAAGGUGCAGACUUUAGCUGAGGAUUAUUUUGAGUUAGCAGGAUGCACGCUGCCUGAACCACACUGAUCAAUAGAUAAGUAUUAACAACCUUUGACAGUUACAAUGUAACAAACUGGAAAUACAGCAUUAGCGUCAUUAUUUAAUAGCCACAUCUUGUUUAUCCUGAAUUACAGCCUUUGUGAUUGCAUUGUUUCAAGUUGAGACUUUCAUUGAAAUGAAUUGUUCAGCCCUAGCGAACAAGCUUGUUAAUGCUCAUGCGUCUGUAUCAGAGACAAACAGAAACCCGCUUAUCAAAACGAUUCUUCUUAAAGCUACAAGAGAUCAAAAACUCCACCAGGUACCUUUAAAGCAGCUAACAGAUUGGGCAUCAUUUUACCAUGACAGAUUCAGCAAACUAUAUGAGUUUGCAUGAAUUUCAAUUUUGCGAUCACUGACUAUAUGAAUGAUGGCCGUAGGUACAUCUUGCUCUUUUGUAACCAGAUGUGACAUAAGGGACAAUCUGACUGAGAUUCGAGUACAUUACACGUGCCCAAAUGUUAGUGACUCACAAGAUAGCGCCGCCAUAAAACAUACCCUGCUUUAUCAUCUAUUUUACUGUAUAUGGGGCCAUAAUUUACUAAAUAAACAUCAUGCUCUAUUGAAGGAAAUUGAGACCAUAAACUCUUUGGGAAAAGGUUUACUGUGGUAGUAAAUCAGGGACAAGUCGAAUCGUUUUCUCAUAGUUAUAUAUACAAUCUGACUUCUUUUAGCAACCAGAGGAGUCGCCCCCUGCUGGCCCUAAGAAAGAAUGCAGGUUUGAGGCUCUUUUCAUUCAGACCUGGAGGCUACAUCCUUCUUUUAUACGCAGUCUGUGGUUAAAAUCCUUAUUCUGAACCUUAUUUUGCUCAUAAGCAUAGUAGUUUGAAAGUAUAAAGUAGCACAAAACUGGAAACUGAAAUGCUGGAAAUCUUUAGAUCUGCUUUAAAAGUCAGCACUUAAAUGCACUUUGUUAGUCGUUACUCUGAAUCUUUGAGUAUAGAAUGCUAACGAGGUACUAUUAAUAGUCAUGGGAAGAUCAAGUAAGAGCCCUCUGUGCAUGUAAACUUGCCACUGUUUGUCAUCUCUCUUCCACACUACACUAACCAUACCGGACUCAGAUCUUGUACAUACUGCAAACUACAGUGAUGUGGGAAUAGCUGUGAGUCCCAUACUAACACGCAGUGCUGUACCUGUAACCUGUAAACACAUAGACUGUUACGACUGUACAACACGUGGCUUAGUCUUGUAUGCGUUUCAAAGUCCUCUUAGAGAUCAUUUGAUCCGCCUGCAUGCCUUUCUCCUCCAGUACAGAUAACGCAAAGACAGACAGCGUAGUCUUCUCCGUACACGUAGUUGUUCAUCUCAAAGUAUACAGCCCAUCAUACCAGUGACAAAUAAAUCUUGCACCAAAAUGUAGAAAUGAGAGAGAUUUGAUGACAGAAUGUAUUAUGGAAUUGCACUGUAGAGUUUGUGUCCACUGGGGGGUAAAGACUGACCAGCAGACCAACAUUCUAAUGCUUGACAUUUCAUACCAACAUCCAGUAGCUUUAAAUCAGAUUAUAUCACGUCCAGAACAGUGACAAGGAUUCAGUGUUUCUCCCAGAGGAAAGUCCUCAUUUAGAUGAUUAUGAGACAAUAAAACUCUCCACUAAAAGCCAGACAAAGACGUUUAGUUUUAUUACUUCUAUUGCACUUGAACUAAAAAUCCCAAACUUUGCAGGACUGGCAAUUAUUUUAUAAAACACACUAAAGUCUUAGAAGGGCGAUGUUUUUAGUUAAUUGACAAUCAGCUGGCAGGCUUGAACUUUUAAUAAAAUAACAACACCUCACAACUUACAAUUAGCUAAUGAAGUGGAGACGAGCAGAGCUUUACAAACAGACUUGAUCUACAACAUGGACUAAAAAAGAAGGAUGGACGUUUAGUGGGUCCAUCAAAGCUGUGUUCCACAAGCUUGAAAACAGAAGUAAACAACGCUUUAUGUUGUUUAAGUAAACAGAAAUCCACUCGCUUUCUCAGUCUUUAAAUUGGCGGUUGGAUUAGAUGUUAAAUAGACGUUAAACUGUACUGAGGUGAAGUUAGAUACACUGGAUAGAAAUUCACUCCAGAUGGAGGGCGACCUUUUAACUCGGUUUGCUCUGGUGUUGGCAGGACGAGGACGUUAGCUCACCGCUGAACUCUCAUUCUUUGCCACAGAGGUUUCACUUAGGGACCAUCAAUAUAUCACAGGUUGAGUGACACAGUAAACUACCACUGCAUAAACUUAUGCUUAAAUAAUUACACAAGAUUACAUUUAAUUAUACUAUUAUUAUACUAUCUUAAUGUGUGUCACAAAUAAGACACACCUUUUAUUUUGGGGUUUUGGUUUAAUUUGCUGAUUUGAAGCUGACAACAGAAAAAGCAUGUGGAUUUCUUUUUUUAAAAAAUCAAACAAUGCAAAAACAAAAAUCCUGUUAUCAAACAAGUUGAACACAGCUUUGGAUAUAGUGUACGUGGCGUCUCGUUCAAUGGAUGGAUGAAGGAGUUGACAAAACAAUCUCAUUUAGGAUCUGUUCUGAAGCUUUCACGUGUUUCAUAUGAUCUGAUUGAGUUUGCUCAGUCGUCAGGGAAAUGUAGAUGUUGGAAUGUGUAUUGAUUUUACAGUUGGACUCUUAAAGUUCAAACUUUACAUAUGAAGCAUCCAUCCAUCCAUCAGCUGCUUCAUCCUGUAGAGUUUUACAGGAGGCUGGAGCUCAUCCAGUGAGAGGACUGACCCUGGACAGGUUGUCAAUCCAUCACAGGGUGAACACAGAUGCAGACAACCAUAAACACUCACACCUACAGCCAGUUCAGAAUCACCAGCUAACCUACUAAACAUGUCAUUGGACUGUGGGAGGAAGCAGCAGGAAAUAAACCACACAGGGAGAAUGUGCAAACUCUGACUCUGACUGUGUUAACUGUAGAUACAUUACAGCCACACAAAUCCAAACAGAUGUUGUAGUAAGUCAUCAUGGACAUUCUGCUCAACCGUCUCUGAUUUGCUUCAAAACUAUGGAUAUUUAAAAUUGUUUCCUUGGAAUUAUACUUCAACAUAAGUGCUUUCUCAGAUAUUUUUUUUCUUAAAAAUGUCCGUCGACCCACUUUCGACAUAAACAACAACAUUCUAUUUCUAGUUAAAUCUUAAAAAACAUUUUGACUUUGUGGAACAAAUUCUCAUCCCGGCUCAUUCAUUUAUGAAAGUUCUGCAAAAGUAAUGUUCUUUUCAAUUUUGUGACCACAUAUUACAUAUUAAUAAGUAAUCUGUAUGUUUUAUUUUGUAUUAUUGUAACAUGCAGUUACGUGUGAUUCACAAAAUGUCACUAGUUCUGAAUCAUUCAUUUGUUAAUGCCUACUUAGAGAUGAGACUUUCCAUUAUGGCUUCAGUUUUUCUUUCACAUUUCAACUCCCUCAUAAUCAGAGACUACUUGCAGAAUCUGAAUCAAUAACAUGAUGAGAAAUUUCAGAGCACUUCAAGCUUUUAUAUUGUUUAAACAUAGCCUAAAGUUUUUUUUGCACAAAAAAAAAAUCAUGCUGAAAGUGAAUCAACCUGCAAUUUUUUUAAUAAGA